Ochotona princeps (American pika) is the source of this 3168-nucleotide messenger RNA. It is a transcript of the gene B3GNT5, whose product is annotated as UDP-GlcNAc:betaGal beta-1,3-N-acetylglucosaminyltransferase 5. The record is from RefSeq and is a predicted model, not a curated record. Lineage: Eukaryota; Metazoa; Chordata; Mammalia; Lagomorpha; Ochotonidae. Gene Ontology annotation, biological process: brain development. Gene Ontology annotation, cellular component: membrane. Bases 772 to 1911 code for a protein of 379 amino acids. The transcript has 2 exons.
GGGUGUCCCGCCCGGCUGCGGGCCGUGGCCGCCCUGCCUGCGCCCCGCCCCUGCCUGCCAGCCUGACGGCCGAGCGGCCUGCCUGAAUACCGAGCCGCGCCUCCUCGCCCCGGACCGCUCUCGCCCCUCAGUCCCUGGAGCUCCAGCGGGACCUAGGGCUCGGCCGGGGUAGCCAGGACGCGAAGGCGCGCUCGUUCACGUGGCCGGCUUCUGGACGUCAGGUUGGAAUGUGCGCUGGGCCGGGGACUCGUUGCCGGAGAAGGACUCCCGGCCCCGGGGCGCUCCUGCGUCUGGCACCUGGGGAGGCCCUUCUCGCCGCGGGACCAGGGGCUGCCCGCCGUCCGAGGAGGGAGCCGCGGUCCCUUCCCGGAGCGCCUUUGUUCGCCCUAGCCUGCCGGCGAAGGUGGCGGGGGCUGUAACCCCAGACGGAGCCGCCUCCCAGGUCACCUUUAAUGUUCCCGAAGAGCUGUGUGUGGAGCAGCUACAGAGAGGCCACACUCCACAUUCAAUGAAGCAUGCUGGAGCGGGACCAUGUUGAUGAGCUAAUGUCCUCUUUCCAAAGCAAGCUCCAUUCUUUUGCAAGCUCUGAGAGAGUGGUGUUAGCAGCAAAUACUCUGUGAAACAAGAACAACUCAGUCCAUUUUAACCACCAAAGCUAUUAAGAUGGACAUUUCUUCUAUGGAAGACAAAUUUCUUUGGUCUCAAAGAAGCAGGUGCCCAUUUAAAACUGAUCCUAAAUAAAAUAAAAAAGUUAACAAAAAACAGACCUGAAUGGACAUGAGAAUGUUUAUUAGUGGCAGAAGAGUCAAAAAAUGGCAGUUUGUUCAGUUAAUUGCAACUUGUUUCAUACUGAGCCUCAUGCUUUAUUGGGAACCGAUCAAUAACCACAUUGUGAGCCACAUGAAGUCCUACUCCUAUAGAUACCUCAUCAACAGCUACGACUUUGUGAAUGAUAGCCUGUCUCUCAAGCACAGCUCUGAGGGGCCCCGGUACCCCUACUUGAUUAACCACGAGGAGAAGUGUCAAGCCCAAGAUGUCCUCCUCCUGCUGUUCGUAAAGACAGCCCCCGAGAACUACGAUCGGCGCUCCGCCAUUAGGAGGACGUGGGGCAAUGAGAGAUAUGUCUGGUCUCAGCUUCAUGCCAACAUCAAAACUCUGUUUGUGUUAGGAGUCCCCAACCCCCUGAAGGGAGAAGAACUGCAGAGAAAACUGGUUUGGGAAGAUGAGAUGUACAGGGACAUAAUUCAGCAAGACUUUGUGGACUCUUUUUACAACUUGACUCUUAAAUUACUCAUGCAGUUCAGUUGGGCAAAUGCCUUUUGUCCACAUGCCAGGUUCCUGAUGACUGCUGAUGAUGACAUAUUUAUUCACAUGCCGAAUCUUAUUGAAUACCUGCGGAGCUUAGAACAAAUGGGUGUACAAGAUUUCUGGGCGGGUCGUGUUCACUGGGGUGCCCCUCCUGUCAGAGACAGGAGCAGCAAGUACUAUGUCUCCUACGAAAUGUACCAGUGGCCGGCGUACCCCGACUACACUGCUGGAGCUGCGUACAUCAUCUCUGGAGAUGUGGCCGCCAAAGUCUACGAGGCAUCCCAGACACUGAAUUCCAGCCUUUACAUAGAUGAUGUGUUCAUGGGCCUCUGCGCCAAUAAGAUGGGAAUAACACCACAGAACCAUGUGUUUUUCUCUGGCGAAGGCAAGGCUCCUUACCAUCCCUGCAUCUACGACAAAAUGAUAACAUCUCAUGGACACGUGGAAGAUCUACAAGACCUCUGGAAGGAUGCCACUGAUCCAAAAGUCAAAUCCAUCUCAAAAGGUUUUCUGGGUCAGUUAUACUGCAGGUUAAUUAAGAUAGUUCUCCUCUGCAAACUGACCUAUGUGGACACCUAUCCCUGUAGGGCUGCAUUUGUCUAAUGGUACUUGAAUGUCAUAUGUUUUCACUGUCACUGAGCCAAACCUGCAUGGAAACCUUUCCUUGUUUCUCUAUUCCAAAGCAGAUGAAAGACAAAGAAAUAUUUUGAUAGCCCAGCCUAUCAGAAUGUUUCUUGGCUUCUAGAAUUGUUUGGAAAAACUUAACUACUUCAUUGCCUAAAUUCAUUUCAAGGAAUUCAUAUGCAGAGAUAGGUUUAUAUUAUUCAUGGGAACAAAACUAGAGGGAGGCUCAAGUCAUGCCACAAAUGUAUCUGGGGAAUAGAGAUGUGCCGAAGAAGCCUUGAAUAGCUCUUUUCAGAAAACACCAAGUGAAUGUGUAGCACAGCAUUUCAAAGAAAUGAACGUUUUGUGUGAUCAGCUAAACAAGUUUACUUUUGUUAAAGAGCACUUGGCAGAGGUGAUGGGGACAGAGAAAGGGGCAUAGGACAAAGGUGUAUGGAUUUUAAUUUUUUAAAGUCUCAUGCUUAAUAGGAGAUGGAAGAAAAUGUACACAGUUUCAUUAAAAGCAGCCAAAUCAUUUACACCUCCUUUUCAAAGUUUAAUGUGAAAUUUGAGAAACAGCAUUGAUUCAACCCUCCCUGGUACUAUAUAUAGGGGGCUUUUUGUUGUUAUGUUAGAAAACUACAUAAAACUACAUAGAUAGGGCCGUUCUCUAGAGAGAAAUCAUUGCUGAUUGAAAUAAGGUGAUUUUAACUUAAUGAACUUUUUUGACUAGUGUUUAAACAUCCAUUAAUUGGCCCAAAUCUAUACGGUAGUUACUUGAGUGUGAUUUGCACAGAAUGAGGAAACUUCCAAAGAAACCACAGAAUAUAAGAGCCUUCUUCAUAACUGAUAUAAUGAAAUCUUAAGUGUAUAAAUCAUUGUGCCAAUUACUAACAUUAGCCCUCUCCUCCCUUAACAAAGACUCAUGAACCACAAGACUCGUUUCCAGGUUCACGGUUUUCAACUGACAGGACAAAACACCAAACUGAAGCUGUAGUACCUGAAACAGCCAUUCUCAGAUAACCAUCAGGGAUGCUCUUGAGCUUUGAAAUGUUUCGAACUUAUGAGCAAACUAAGAGAAAAACGAUGAAGAGGUUGCCUGAAUGAGGAUGAAAGCAAAGUGCAUCCUCCUCAUCACCAGAGAGGGAGUUGAAUUCUGAUAGAGUGAUUCAUGUUGAUCUUAUCAAGCAGGAGAAUAACCCAGCCAUGAUGCGCACAGCCACCUUUCACCACACAAAAAGUCAUGUGAUGUCCAUU